Erythranthe guttata (spotted monkey flower) is the source of this 1342-nucleotide messenger RNA. Its product is annotated as putative disease resistance protein At1g50180. Gene Ontology annotation, molecular function: ADP binding. The record is from RefSeq and is a predicted model, not a curated record. Lineage: Eukaryota; Viridiplantae; Streptophyta; Magnoliopsida; Lamiales; Phrymaceae.
AUUUUAAAUUCUAGGUGAACUAAUUUUAAAUUUCAAAAUAAAAAACAGCACCAAAAAAAACUCUGUGAGAGAUAUGGCGGAUGUAGCAAUCUUAAUUGCGGUGGGAAGGAUAAACGAAUUACUAAUGAAGAAGGCAACUUUCUUGCAAGAAGAAGGCGUGGAGGGACAAUUGAGACUUUUGAAAGGAAGACUUGAACGGAUGCAAUCGUUUCAGAGAGACGCAUCCGAUAAAGAAUCCAACGACGAGAGAAUACGUAAUUGGAUUUCGAAUAUCAGAGACGUUGCUCACGAUACAGAAGAUGUCAUCGAUGCUUUCGUUCUCAAAAUCGAUAUCCCAAGACGACGACGAACAAGACUACCACUACUCGGAAAGUGCCUAGCCUGGAUUGACUUGAGAAAUAUCGGACGAGAGAUCGAGUCAAUCCACGCUAGACUCGACGACAUCAGCAGAAGCCGCGUGGCUCUCGGGAUCUCCAGCACCACCACCACCAGCAGCCUCCUACCGGAUGCGGUGGAGUGGCGGAGGCAAUUGGAUUACUGGCAGCGAGACAAACACGUGGUGGGCGUGGACGGAGACACGGAUAAGCUGCUCAAGGAAUUCAUUCUUGACGAGAGCAUCCGGGAGCUUUCCGUCGCUACCAUCGUGGGCAUGGGCGGUAUUGGGAAGUCAUGCCUCGCGAGGCAUCUGUAUCACCACAGACGAGUCGCCGAUCAUUUCGACUGUCGUCUUUGGGUUUUUGUUUCCACCAAAUUCAACCCAAAACAAGUCAUUAAGGAACUAAUGGCGCAAGUGCUCGACAAACCCAUUUUUAUGGACAAUGAGACGUUGCCCCAACUCGCAUCGAGGCUUCGCCGAUGCCUCGAAGGAAAACGGUACCUCAUAGUCCUCGACGACGUGUGGGAAGACGAACAUUGGGAAUUUCUUGCAAGUCUCUUUCCUUGUGAAGAAAAAGCAAGUAGGUUGCUGCUUACAAGCCGCAAUCGGAUGGCGACGAUGAAUGCUCCGUAUAUUCAUGAGAUGAAACUUUUAGACCCGGAGAAAAGUUGGGAAUUAUUGUUAAACAAGGCAUUCGUGGGGGAAUUCAAAGGCAAAUUGCGUCUAGGUGACUUUGAGAUUAUAGGAAGAGAGAUCCUGAAAAAGUGCAGAGGUAUGCCGUUAGCCAUUGUUACGAUUGGUGACUUACUAAUCGACAGGAAUCCAUCCACGGAGAAAUAUGGGAGAAAAUUUUGAAAGAAAUUAACUUUCAUUUCGAAAAAAAUGAAAUUGAGUUGCCAGAAUUGUAUUAAUCCACAUUUUUUUAUUUAACAAUUAAUUAUAUGAAUUUAUGAAGGGAUCUACUGU